AUGGCCGCCGUGAAGAAGGUGGUGGUGAAGCUGGACCUGCGCGACGACACGCGGAAGCGCAAGGCGAUCAAGGCCGUCUCCGCUCUCUGUGGUAUCGAGGAGAUCGCCGUGGACAUGAAGGAGGAGAGGAUGACGGUCGUGGGCACGGUCGACCCCGUCGACGUCGUCCGCAAGCUGCGCAAGCGCUUCUGCAUGGUGCAGAUGGUCUCCGUCGGCCUGGCCAAGGAGGAGAAGAAGAAUGGGGACAAGAAGCAGGAAGGCGAUAAGACGGAUGGCAACAAGGAGAAGAAGAACAGCGACACCAAGGACGUCCCGCCGUGGCGCCCGCCGCACUGUUACCCGCUGCCUCACCACCCUCACCCGUGCUGCUUCCUCCACACCGAGGAGAACCCCAGCGCGUGCGUCAUCUGCUGA
Messenger RNA from Triticum turgidum subsp. durum (durum wheat), 414 nucleotides. NCBI's taxonomy places the organism in Eukaryota, Viridiplantae, Streptophyta, Magnoliopsida, Poales, Poaceae. The record is from the annotation of a GenBank genome assembly.